Messenger RNA from Microplitis mediator, 510 nucleotides. RefSeq lists its product as uncharacterized. The transcript has 2 exons. Lineage: Eukaryota; Metazoa; Arthropoda; Insecta; Hymenoptera; Braconidae. The record is from RefSeq and is a predicted model, not a curated record. The coding region runs from base 1 to 510 and encodes 169 amino acids.
AUGGCAGCAGCGCCUUACCGGAUCAGUGCUUUAAGGGUGGCCUGUGCUUUUCGCACAGUCUCCACGGAUGCUAUAAACGUCCUCGCGGGAAUGGUUCCCAUUGAGCUACUGGCUAAGGAACGGAGGUCGCUGUACCAGCAGAAGUCAGCUGAGGCGAGGAUCGAGGUGCUCUCCGGGCACGGGUGCUUCCGGAAGUACCUUCAUAAAUUUAACUAUGAAGAUGCUACAGAUUGUCCAACGUGCCUCGGAGUUGAUGAGGAUGCCGAGCACACUUUCUUCGAGUGCCCGCGCUUCAGUGCUACUCGAAGCACCGUCGAGAAGGAGCUGAAUAUACGUCUGACCCCGGAGAACCUAGUGGAACAGAUAUUGUCGUCGGAGGCGGCAUGGAAGGCCAUAAGUGCCUUCGCUGCUGUCGUGAUGAAGGAAUUGCGCAGACGAGAGCGCGAGAGAAAGAAGAUGACGCCAGAACAACAGACAGCCCAGGAGAUAGCAAGGAACGCCAACCCCUAA